This is a messenger RNA of Theileria equi strain WA, 1344 nucleotides long. RefSeq lists its product as hypothetical. The coding region runs from base 1 to 1344 and encodes 447 amino acids. The record is from RefSeq and is a predicted model, not a curated record. Lineage: Eukaryota; Apicomplexa; Aconoidasida; Piroplasmida; Theileriidae. The transcript has a single exon.
AUGGAAGGCCAAGUUAGACAGGUAGGGAAUGAUUCGCUCCCUGGCACUAGGAAGAUUGACGAAAAUCACAGAUUUGUGUUUACUCUUAUUACAAUAUCGAUCGAUGCUAUUUUGAGCACUAGUUUGCUAACGGAAAAGGUCUUUAGGUGUCCAAACUUUGCCAACAAAUGUAACGUUGUGUAUUUGUCGUCUGGAUUGACUUCAUUCGUCCUGGCUUCUUUCUUCUUUUCACUAAACUUUACUACUUUAAUGGUUUAUGGAUGGUUACUGGUACCAUGCAAAAUAGCGAUUGUACUCGUAGGCAUGUUUGGCAAUGGCAUGAUUGCUAGGAAUCUCUUCAUUCUCUGCUAUGGAAUAAAUGGAGCUCUUAAGGCCCUAAUCUUGCAAUCAUGUACAUAUGUUAUAUCAAGACACUUUACAAACUCGGCAUUUGCGGUACUAUAUUCUGGCUAUCCGGGUGGAUCUAUUUUGAUAGGAGUUGUACAGUAUCUUCUGGAGCACGCAAUAGAAGUGGAAUCUAUAGAGGACAUGCGAUUUUGCCUGGUAUUAUGUCAUUUGGUACAAGCUGUUACAGCAACGGCAGCACUUGUCUGGAUUACGUACCUUUACGCCAACUACCAUGAAAAGACCCCAAAUCACAAAAAUGUUGAUCAUGAACUUGGUACGAAUCGUUGUGAACCCGUUUCACUGUUUUCAAAAGCAAAGAAGUUUUUAAAAGCUUUGAGCACUGUACACUACUUCUUUCCACGUUUCCUUCUGCAAGUUGAAGCGACUAUCAUCAGAUACUUCUUUUAUCCCUGUCUCAUUCCAUUCCUCUUGGAAAUUUCAGAUAAUGCGAAACUCAUCAUUACACUCGCAUAUAAUUUUUGUGACUUUGUCGGUAUGAUUGUCUAUUCUGGUAUAAAUGAAAAAAUCGAUCCGUUGGCUCGAAGGUUAUCACAGCCCCGCCUCUUGUUUGUAUUUUUGAGGGACGUUUAUUUGCACAUUAUUGGACUUGUUUGCGUUGGAACUGCUUCCUUUGUCAUAUUGGCUAGUUGGAUUAAAAUUGAUUUCAUUGCUAAAUCCCCUACUGUACUAUUUUUCAUAACUGUAUUCAUUUGUUUCGCAAUCGGCAGCCUCUCGUCUAGGGCUGUCAAUGGUUGUUUUCCAUUGGUUGAAUACUAUAGUACACAAACAAAAGAUGAUGGAAGCAGAAUUUUUGGUGACGAAAUACUAAAAAUGGAUAAUAUUAUUAACGAUGUAGUGGUAUUUCUCGACUAUAGUUCAUGUGUUUUAGCGUCUUCCCUCUCAAAUAUGAUUGAACAGAUAAUUUUAAAUCAUAGGGGUAUACAGAUCACUACGUGA